Molecule: messenger RNA, 4580 nt
Organism: Phragmites australis (common reed)
Lineage: Eukaryota; Viridiplantae; Streptophyta; Magnoliopsida; Poales; Poaceae
Exons: 5
Coding region: 792-3095 (767 amino acids)
Source: RefSeq, a predicted model, not a curated record
UUGGAAGCUUGAGUUGCUAUCUGGGCGUGUACCAUCUUUAGAAUCGGACGACUUUUUGGAACUCAAAAUUGUAUCGUUCAACUCAUCAUCAUAAUCAAAGCCCAGCCCCAACAAGCAUAAAGAUGAUGAAAGACUCGGCGAAUUCAGUUCACUUUUCAGUGGGCCUUGUAUAGCUGAAAAGCUCAGGAACACGUGGCUCCAGAUAGCAGUGGGGAGAUGCUCAGUUGGUUAGUUUUUUUCUUUUUUUCUGGGUAGAACGUUCGGGUUCGAGUCUAGACUCGAUAUAGAUGUGUUUGGUGGUAAAAGUGUGUUAAGUGUGAGGUUAUAUCUUGUUUGGAUACGUUUCGUGAGGUUAUAUUUUGUUUAGAGGUGUGAUGUGACGUCCCAACCGAUGCUGAGCUGAGAGUAAAAAGAAGCACAACGGAAUUAAAGCAAAUCAAAUCAAAUCACGGGGGGAGGGAGGGAUGGAUGGAGAUCUCUUACUUCGGACUGUAAAGUUACCAAGAACAGUGAUUUGUAAGGAGAUAAAUAGUACGGAACAGUGAUUUAUUGUAGCAAAUCUACUGGAGGAGCGAUGGUACGGCACUCCACUCCACUCCACUCCUCUUUUCUGUGUGUGUGUGUCGGCUCCCCAAGCAAACAUCUCUCCUCGCCGCCGGGGACCACCAACGAACGCGCCGACCUCGGAUCUGACUGACCCUUGCCGGACUCCCAACGAACGCCACUGAACGAACCCAAGCUCGAUCGCGCCACCACUCAACGGUCUCCAAGCUUCUCCGCCCGAGGGUCCCAUGCAACCGAGGUCCCGCAUUCACGGUCGCGACCCACCGCCCCCGCCCUCGGGGGGAGGACGCUACCGCCGUCGGUCGCCGCCUCCGCACUCGCCGCGCCACCACCGCCGCCCGCGCGACCCGCAGAGGCGCACCCCCGAGCGGCCCCCACCGACGCCGCGCCGCUACGAGGACAAUCCCCUCCCCGACCCCCGUUCGCGAGCUCACAUCCUACUCGAGGCCGGCCGCCUCGCCGCGCACUACUUGGUCGCCCAAGGCGUCCUCCCCGAGCACCUUCUCCAGGCCAGGGAGAGCCCAAAUCACAACACCGGCUCCUGCCCCGAGCCACCCUCUCCCGCCGGCUACGAAAGGAAGCGAGACGACGACGACGACCCGAGGUGGCGGCGGACUGGAGGCGGCGCUGGGGACUGGGGCCACGGCAAGGGGGAUGAUGACAGGCAAGCCCGGAGGUCGGGGUGGGACAGGAGGAACCACAGCUUUGACGGCAGGCGUAAGUACAACGACGCCGGCGGCGGCGGUGAUGUGCACCGGGGUGCCCGCCGGACUCGCGACUACGAUGAGCCCAAGAGACCGCCAAUGUCGAGGUCCUAUUCACAUAACGAUCGCCGGGCUUCCAGUGAUAGCAGAUUGGAUCGAAGGAGGCCAAGUCGGAGCAGGAGCAGAAGUAGAAGCAGGACCAGGACCGGGAGCUACUACGGUGGCAGCAGGAGGGAUUCAGAUCGUGAUUUGGAUCACACCAAGGUGCCACUCUCUGCCAUUAUUCCUGCCGCUGGUGAUGAUGGUGACGUGCACUACGGUGAUGUUGAUGAAAUGCCAAGGCAGCCGAGGGUACCUAGUUCGGUGGUGGUUUCAGAGGUGAAUGGCAGUGCCGGUCAAUCUAUGGCUAUCGAAGAUGGGGAGAUGGAGAACGAGAUCGUUGGAGUGGAUCACGCUCAAGACAUUUCUGAAGAAGAGGAUGCUGAGUUUGCACAUGAAGAUGGUGGUGAAAUGGAUGUCACCCAGCGCCAACUGUCUGAUGUGGGUGUUCAUCCAUCGGAAUCUGUUGAGCAAACAGUGCAUAUGCAGCCCCAGAUCAGCAAUGGCGAGGAGGAAAUGGAAGCUGGCAUUGCACCCAUGGAUGCAUGUAUGAUACAACCAUUGGCAGAGAAAAAUGGUUGCUCUGAAGUUAGGGAUGAAAUGGAGGCUCCACAGAGUGAAGUUGAGACUGGCGUUGGUGAUCUUAACAGAGAUCAACCAGAGCUGCCAGCUUGGUACAGAAUUUUUGACCUCAACGUCGUUGAAACUCAACAGGGAUGUGAAAUGUCCAAGAUUUCUGGCGAUUCUCCUGCAGAUCAUGUUUAUGAUUCUGUGCCUGAUUUAGUUGGUCAGAUGAACCAACAAACAAACUGUGGUAGUUCAGGAAUUCAAGGUCAAGAUGAGCAUGAUCGCCUGUUGGAGGACAGGCAUAAUUUCAGCAAUCAUGAUCUGAACAAUGUGGCUGAUAAACAUGCACAGUAUGAUGCUUCAGAUAUUCAAGGUCAAUAUGAGCAGGCAGGGGAUAAUCACCUGUUAGAGGAUGGGCAUGAUUUGAACAAAUAUGAUCUGGAUAAUGAGGUUGAUGAACAUGCACAUGAUAAUCACCUGUUGAACAAUGAGAAUAUACUUCUAAAUCAUGGCAUCGCUGUGCGUGAUUUGGAUGAUUGCCAUCUGAGCAACGAGCAAAUGCUUCUACAGCAAAAUGCAGAUGAACAAGAACAUGAUAGUCACCAGACGGAGAACAAGCAAAUGCUUAUAAAUCAGGGCACUCCUGUGAAAGUUUUGGACAGCCACCAUGUGAACGAUGAACAGUUGCUGCUAAGUCAUGGUGCGGAUGAACGUCAAGAUGAUAAUCACCGGAUGGAGCCAGAGCCCACGCUUUUACUUAUGGGUGUGCAUGAUGUGGAUAGCCACGAUCUGAACAGUGAGCAAAUGCUUCUAAACAAUGGUGUAAACAAACAGGCAGCAGAUAGUUGCUAUUUGAAGAAUGAGCAAAUGCUUUUGGAUCAAGCUGCGGAUCAACAAGCCAGAGUUCACAGUAUGGGCAAUAGGCGAAUGAUUCCUGUAAUUAAUCUGGAAGAUGAUUAUGAAGAGCAGUCUGAUACCAGGGAGUUUAUAGAAUCCAAAAGUGACAUCUUAAAUAAAUAUAUGGAUAGUGUUCUCCAAGAACAUACGAGUUCUCAAGACCAGCAGACCUCAAGUUUUCCUGACAAAACUGACAUACAAGCAGCUUCUUCUUCAGCUGUUACACCAAUUUUGGAAAUAUGUGUACUGGAAAGGGUGCUGUGAAUGCAGAGGUUCACUUACCGACUAAUUCUAGGAGUUGACUUCUCAUCAGUGAGAUCUUCAUAUGCUCAUUGGGGAAUUAAUUCAUGUCCAAGCUCUGAAGCCAUUUGUUACAACUUGCAUUUUCUGAGUCUAUUCUCCAUUAGUUACAGUAUUCCCAAUGAUGAUGAUGCCCUGAAUUAUGCAGUAGUGGGACAGGGAUUUCUCUUCUCCCCUGAAUUAUUUACUGAACCUGUUCUUUCCUUGACUUGAGAAAGUUAUCAAUGUCUGGGACCUGGCAUCCUCUGAGCUCGGGAGAUCCUUAUGAGCCAUGUUGUUUGUGCACUCAGCUCCUACAUUCUGCGUCAGCUUACUGUUAUCCUGGACCAUGGGAAGCCUGCAUCAGACCGAUUGCUGUAGUUGAUUGGUCAUUUUUUGUGUAUGUUGUGCUGUAGUACUAUUUAUUUUUAGAUUCCUAGCCUAGAGGUCGCAUUCGCAUGCUGGUAUAGUGACACUUGGGACCCUGAAACGAGGUGGUAUCAAUACAGAUGCCACGCGGGCGUUGUGCCUAGUAGCUGAAUAGCUGGCAGUUUUUUCAAACUGGAAAUGGUAUGCGGGUUUUAGUCGUUUAGUAGCUAGUCUGUGAUGAAGCGCAGAAGGUUCACAUUGUCUGCUGAAUUAUUGUCGAGAGACGUCGGCUGAUUUCAGUUGUUGUUGUGACAAAUGAGGUGUACCUCCAGGGAAUGGAAGGCAGUGCAGUUGGAUACGGAAUCAGUAGUGCUGCUGUCUGGAUUGGACUGGAAGCGCUGCGCUGCUGUGAGUGGACCUGAUGGACUGGACGGUAUUUCUGACUGUCGGUCCACUGCAUGCCGAGAUGUGCUUGGUUUGUUUGACCCUGCAUUGCGCUUCUCCAGUGAGGAUCGAAUCGAAGAUCCCUCGGUAAGUGUUAUGCAAUGGCCCCAGUCCAAGGCAAGUGCGUAGGUGCAUGCAUGCAUUCGUGCGUACUGCUGAGGCCGGCCUGUGGGAACAUUCAUGCAAUGCAUGCAGGCGCCCAAGGAACGUACUGGACACCCCACAGCCCAUGUGGGUGCAUGUUGCACUGUUGUUGCAUCCAUCAUCGGCUCGUCCAUCCACCUUUUACUAGUAAAUUUCGCAAACCACAGUACCAUCGUCAAAACUAUCACAAAAUUCUUUUUUUCUUUCUAUUUUACAAAAACACAUUUACUUUACAUCACUUUAUCAUAAAAUUACACUUUUUUUAGUUUAACUCUCACAAAACUACAUUUUUCUUCUUCUAUUUUAUAAAACUACACUUAUUUUACAUCACUUUAUCACAAAAUAAUUAUGAUAUGACGUUACAUCGGUAUAUAGCUUCUAAGAGAAGAAGGUCAAAGGCCACGUAAAUCUGCUAACUUUGCAAGCAAUUGUGAUAUAACGUAGUCGGUCACGUCAGCAAACGGUGAGAACUGAAGCCUGUAAGUAUAAUGUGUUGGUCUAUCUUGUCAGAUU